GACGUCACGGUCAAUGUAACAGUGUGGGGGUUGGAGACGCAAAGUAUCAAACUCGCUAGCAAGGGUGUCCUACAACAAGAUUAGCUAUAUCUUUUGCACACAACCGCUGUUGUGUAUAUUAUAGUUCGUGUUGUGGGGCAGGGCAGGACGAUAAAAUACACCCUACACAGUUGCAGAAAGAAGGGGAGAUUACUAUAAAUGUUUGUAACUAGCCAGUUUGCUGUUUAAAUGUACUAGCUACUGUAGUAUAGUAGCUAACUGUCGUUUGUUGAGUUGACUUUUUCCCGUCGCCGAAGAAGAAAAGUUAAACUUUUCUUAGCCAUCAAAACCAGAGAACGUCGGUAACCUACCAUUGCGUUUUACAGAGGAUCUGACAGCUAACUGAUAUUGGCAAUAUCUGUAUCGCAACGACGGAGGGAUAUGGCCCAAGAGACCAACCAGAGUCAGGGACCUCUGCUCUGCACCACCGGCUGUGGUUUCUACGGCAACCCGCGGAACAGCGGCAUGUGCUCGGUGUGCUACAAAGACUUCCUGCAGAGACAGAACAGCAACGGAAGGGUGUCUCCCCCAGGGUCGUCCUCUGCAUGCAGCCGGGGAGAGUCUCUCCUAGCACAGUGCUCUGAGAGCAGUACUGUAGAUGUACCAUCAGCCUCACCACACACUGACACAGCCUCAGGACACACCAGCCCAGCUCUGUUGACGCCAGCAUUGCCAGUUUCGUCAGAGGCGAGCCCAGCAGCUAAAGCAGGCCUGAAGACAGAGGAGAUACAAGGGCCUGUCUCUACCCCUGAGGGACCUGUGGACGACCAGGAUCAAGCCUCAGACAAACCCAAAGCCAAGAAGAACCGCUGCUUUACCUGCCGCAAGAAAGUGGGCCUCACAGGGUUUGACUGCAGAUGUGGUCAUGUGUUCUGUGGCAUGCACAGAUACUCAGACAUUCACAACUGCACCUUCGACUACAAGGCGGACGCAGCGGAGAAGAUCAGGAAAGAGAACCCUGUCAUCGUCGGAGAGAAGAUCCAGAAGAUCUAGAAGAUCUGACCUGCGACUGAGUAGAGAAAGGCAUCCGUUGGCCAUGUUGGUUUUUGGCUUUACCUUUGCUCCCUGCUUUGUUGCUGUUGCUGAGCAACACGCCUUCCAAUUGUCAGAUCCUUAAAUCAUGCAUGCCACUCUGAAAACUUUUCUUUGAAGAUUUAUUUUAUUGGAACCCAUUUCCUUUUCUGCAAGUUAUUUGAAUAUAUUUUACCUCUUAACGUUGCCCGUUGUUGGUUGUGAUAUCUCUAAUAGGGAAAAUACAUUUUACGGAUAUAUUUUGAUUAGGGCUUUGACCUUUUUAAUUUGGGGCUACCUGAAGGGCUGUGCUUCUUUAAAUGCAUGCAAAUACCUUUACCUGCCUCUCCUAUGUAUGUAGCACUAGUCAAUAACCGAAUGUAUUACGACAUGCAAACCCCCUCAGAUAUCUUGUUUUACAUGACAGAAAUGUACAUUUGCUGGUCUGUUCCUUCACCUUUUGUAUAAUUGAGUCAUUAUGGAGUGUGAGUUGACAGUGUGUGUUUGUGUGUAUGUACGUUUCGGAAGUGAUCAUGAAUAGACUAUAUGCACGUUGUUGCUGGUUGUAAGUUUAUUUGAAAAUAUAGUUCAUUUAUGAGUGAACAAAGGAAUGACCUGAAUUUAUUGUGAUGUAUUUAUGUUAGUUUAUUCACUGUUACAACUUUGAUCUGAAUAAAGUUCAAACUUUCUUUCUCAAUUGAAAAA
This is a messenger RNA of Hypomesus transpacificus, 1755 nucleotides long. It is a transcript of the gene zfand6, whose product is annotated as zinc finger, AN1-type domain 6. The record is from RefSeq and is a predicted model, not a curated record. The transcript has 6 exons. Gene Ontology annotation, molecular function: DNA binding; zinc ion binding. Lineage: Eukaryota; Metazoa; Chordata; Actinopteri; Osmeriformes; Osmeridae. The coding region runs from base 421 to 1032 and encodes 203 amino acids.